Zootoca vivipara (common lizard) is the source of this 4466-nucleotide messenger RNA. The record is from RefSeq and is a predicted model, not a curated record. Lineage: Eukaryota; Metazoa; Chordata; Lepidosauria; Squamata; Lacertidae.
GAGCUGCUCAGGCAAGGCCGGCGGCUGCAGCGCGGACUCCAGGCCAGCCGGCGCGAGGGAGGCGCUGUGGCGGGAGGCCUCGGCGGGCAGGGGGUGUGUGCCGGUGCCCGCCCGCCCGCCGGCUCAUUCUCCCUCUGCCGCUGAGGGCGGGGCGACGGAGCUGCCGAGCGGGUCUCUCCCUUCCUGCCUGCCGGGCGGUCCUGGCUGCGCCAGAGGCCGCCGCUGCCGCCGCUCGGUGGGGUCUGGACGGGGGAGGCCGGCCGGCGCCAUCACCAUGAAGGAAUGCGAGUACCGGCAGAUCCCGCCGGGCACCCCGGCCGCUCCUCCUUCCUCGGAGCCUCCGGCGCCGGCGGCCUCUUCCGUGGCAGCCGCCACCCCGGCGCACGGGCGCCGCCGCAAGUGGGAAGUCUUCCCCGGGCGCAACCGCUUCUACUGCGGAGGCCGCCUCAUGCUGGCCCGGCACAGCGGCGUCUUCCUCCUCACGCUCGGCCUCAUCGUGGUCACCAGCGGCCUCUUCUUCGCCUUCGACUGUCCCUUCUUGGCUCGUAACCUGACCUUGGCCAUUCCCAUCAUUGCUGGCAUCCUGUUCCUCUUUGUCAUCAGCUCUUUGCUGCAGACCAGUUUCAGAGAUCCCGGUAUCCUGCCCAGAGCCACCCCCAGUGAAGCUGCAGACCUGGAGAAAUGGAUAGACAACCUGGGCACUUCAACCUACCGCCCACCUGCCCGUACCAUGGAAGUUGUUAUAAAUAAAUACAUGGUGAAGUUGAAGUACUGCUAUACUUGCAAAAUGUUCCGUCCUCCCAGGACCUCCCACUGCAGUGUUUGUGACAACUGUGUAGAACGGUUUGAUCACCACUGUCCCUGGGUGGGCAACUGCGUAGGGAAGCGAAAUUACCGAUACUUCUAUGCCUUCAUCCUCUCCCUCUCCUUCCUGACAGCCUUCAUCUUCGCUUGUGUCAUUACCCAUCUUGCCCUGCGUUCCCAGGGAAGUGAUUUUCUCACUGUUUUGAAAGCAACACCAGCAAGUGUGUUGGAAUUGGUGGUCUGUUUCUUCUCAGUAUGGUCUAUUUUUGGCCUCUCAGGGUUUCACACUUACUUAGUUGCCUCCAACUUGACAACCAAUGAAGAUCUCAAAGGAGCAUGGUCAAGUAAAAGAGGUUCUGAAUUUGCCAACCCCUACAGCCAUAAAAGUAUCUUCACCAACUGCUGUGCAGUGCUCUGUGGACCAUUCUAUCCCAGCCUAAUAGACAGAAGAGGAUUUAUCCAGGCGGAUGCUGGGACCCCAUCCACUCCUAAGAGUGAAAUUCCUUCCUUUGGAACGAAAUCCGAUGCCAGUAUGGUAUGAGCCAACCCUUAAGCAGUCCUAUGCCUAUGCCUACCUCCAGCCGGUGCCUCUCCUCCAUUUUACCAUUUCCUGGGCCCAGGAAGGACAGCCUUGUAGGGCGGAGCCUCCAAAGUUCCUACUCAAAGCACAUCCCAUCGCCUUGUGCAUUGAUUUUUAUUUGGUUUCAUUUUUAUACAGUGGAACUUAAAUUGAACACUGUGGACUGCUGCAGUUAAGCCUAGACAGGGCCGUCUUUUCACAGUGGGGAAAAAAAGAGUACUGGAGCCACUUAGAGCAGAGAGUGCCUCUGGUUGGGAAAUGCCAGCUUCUUGAAAGCCAUCCACUCUCAGAGGGUCUUCUGCAGGGGUUGGUUGAAAAGGAUGUAGUAGCUUGCAUGGAGUUAGUACAAUGAAGCAGGGGGAACCAAGGUAUCAUCCCUGAAGCUACACUCCGGGUUAUUUUUGAACUUGCUUCUCGGUUAAGGUGGACCGCUACGCAUGAGGGAUCCCACCACAAAAGAUAAUUGGUGCUGGCCUAAGUUGUAAGGCAGAGAGCUGAACCAUUUGAGGACACAGCACGCCAUGCCCUAGCAGCAAGUGGUGCUUGGUGAUCUGCUUUGCCUGGCUCCCACCGAUGGGAAUGAAGGAGAUGUAAACUGUUGAAGAUCCCUAGGAAAGAUCCUGAGUAGAUCUAUUUGAUCAGCAAUGAUUUCUCACUUUGGGAACUGACCGGGAGUUGUCCUUGUUCGUUUCAAUUGCAUGAUUGCUAUGACAAGAGGAUAAACACAGCCCAGUGAGGUUCUGUGUUUAAUGGUUAGGAAAAAAUGAAGUAAGCCAAUCUGAGAUUCUUAAGUGAUGUGAAUAGAGAUGAGACAUAAUUCAUUGGUGUGCAUAUGGGUGAGAGAGCUAUGGUGGGGGUAGGGUAGGGAAAUCCGUACACAGGAGACCUGUUGACCAAAGGCUAUUUUCAAAGAGGAAUUUGGAGGGAUAUCUUCCUGCAUACACUGUCCAAAAAUAAGCUUGUUUCCUGUAGGAAGUUGAGGCCAUUCACUUCAAUUCUUAACCAGUCACAUAAAGACCAAUAUAACAUGUUUCUUCUUACUGGAGAUCCUCUUACAGUGCCUCCCAUCUUGUUCUGCUGAGUCCUCAUGCAUAUAGGAAGGUUAAAAUAUGUUAGAUACUUGAAAUGUGUUUAUUAAAAGCUGCUGGAUAUUUUUGCACAUAUUUUGUAGGUUUUUCUAAGGGUUUUUUUAAAAGUAACUUUUUACUAUACAUAAACCUGUGUGACAGGUUCUUGGAACCACAUUAGAUAUAUAAUUAUUAUUACAAUGUUGGAAUUUUUGUAUCAAGUAAUUUUCAUACACAAAGAUCUCUAAGUCAUUAUUUCCUAGACUUCACCAGUCCAUAGGAAAAGAUGGGGAGCCCAUAGGACACAUGACGGCUAGCUAGAUUCUCCUUUCUUAUCCCUAUAGACCUGCAGAAACUAAGGUUUGUGGAAAACAUGGUAGGAUCUCUGGUCUCAAAGGGAGAAAUAAAGGGACAUGAGCAUUCCCUGCCUUGCAUCUGCAGAGAAUAAGGAAGGUUCAAACAUUGCAUCUUUUUAAAAAUAAAAAUUGGCAUAAUUGUAGUCACCUUGUAGGAAUUUGUGUUAAUAGUUAGUGACUGAGUUAGCAGUUGGAUAGUGAGUAAGUCAGAUCUUUCCUUCCAACGUCAUUCAUGCUGUUCAGGGCCGUGUUACAUCCAUCAGCACUUUUGAGUGGCACCACCCCAUUCAGCAGAAUGUCCUUGAGAGCGAUCAGUUACAACAAACAAGCACCUGGCAGAUUUCACCCACUAGCCAGUAGAGGAUUCUUGUAAGGGUUUCUCGAGAUGGGCAGCAAAUUACCCAGCCCUGUAGAGAGGUGUGUGUUUUGUGAAGAGGAAAUUAGCAUCCUCCACCUUGCACUCUCCAUUAGUAAGCGUUAACUGACAUAUUGUGGUGGGAGUAGCCAACUGUGUGUCCUCAAGAUGUUUUUGUACUAUAACUCCUAUCAUUCCUAACCAUUUAUAGGGCUGUCUGGGGCUGAUAGGAGUUGGACCUAGAGGGUCCUUAACCCUGUUCUAUGCUUCCCUUGCUUUUCUUAUUAAUUUUGUUCAGACAGCAUAUUCAGACAGCAUUCUAAUGCGUUUGCCUGACAAAUCAGGAGAGUUACAAUGAGAAACCAAGAAGCUCAUAUAAUCACUUCCCUUUCUAAAACUUAGAAGUUUGUCUUAAGCUUGCACUUAAGACAAGCUCAGAUACAUACUGGACUAGGGCCAUACUGGAACAUUCUGCUGGUGUCUAAAGACUUCCACACCAUUUCCCAUUCAAUCGGGUGUGUGUCUGGAAUACAUGAUACACACCCAUCUCUAUAAUAGGGCUGCUUGACCUGCAUUUUUAUUUUGAUAGGCAAAAUUUGGCUUAUUCGUACUGCAGAUCUGAAGGGUUUCGUAACUGAUCGGCCUCUUGGAGAACCUCCAAGUAUGACUUAUUCCCCCAGGAGGUAUGACAGGUCUUGCAAUUCUCUUCUGCUAAAUAUAGGACCCCAAGAAACUAUGGGUUUCCUAGCUAGUCCUCAUCCUGACAUCUGGAUGCUAUUGCAAAGGCUAUUCCAAGUGUUGUGCUGGCUGAUGCAUGGGACAAGCGCUUGAACACAUGUGCCAUUUUGGCAAGUGCCAAAUCCGUUAAUAUUAAGACUCUUGAACCUUGAUGUUGAAGGCAGCAGUGUCCCCGUUGUGCCCUGCAUCGUGCCAGAGAUGUCAGCCUGUGCUGUUUCCAUCACAGCCACAUUAACAGUCUCAUCUGUGAAGCGUGCAUUUCCAAAGGAUAGCUUUGCCAGCACAGGCAAGGCUUCUGGAACUACCUGCUGAAAAGCUAGCAGCUUUGCUUUCCAAGAGUUGGAAACACACUCAUUUCUUGUACAACUUUUCAGGAACAGAAUCAAAAGUGCAGGAGGGAGAGAAGAUUCCUGGCUUCCAUAUGCCAGGCACACUAAUCAUUGUCUGUCCUAGAUUACCCUCUUAUUUACAGAAGGGUGGCCUCAUUCAGUUAUCAGGGAAGGAUCCUGUUCUUGUUGAGGGAGAGCUCAGGCCACCCUCCAACACCAUCUUAUUUGUAAAGCUCA